Messenger RNA from Gigantopelta aegis, 1911 nucleotides. Its product is annotated as protein draper-like. Gene Ontology annotation, molecular function: calcium ion binding. The transcript has 15 exons. Lineage: Eukaryota; Metazoa; Mollusca; Gastropoda; Neomphalida; Peltospiridae. The coding region runs from base 1 to 1911 and encodes 636 amino acids. The record is from RefSeq and is a predicted model, not a curated record.
AUGGCAUGUGAACAUAACGUCAAAUAUGGGCCUAACUGUAACAAAAUGUGCAAGGAUCGUAAAUGUGCUAUAAAAACGUCGUCCUGCGACACAAUUGGCACUUGUAUUGGAGGAUGUCAAGCUGGUUGGAUGAACACGGAUUGUACUGAAGCAUGUGAACUUAACGUCAAAUAUGGGCCUAACUGUAACAAGAUGUGCAACGAUCGUAAAUGCGCUACAAAAACGUCAUCCUGCGACACGAUUGGCACUUGUAUUGGUGGAUGUCAAGCUGGUUGGAAGAACACAGACUGUACUGAAGCAUGUGAACAUAACGUCAAAUAUGGGCCUAACUGUAACAAAAUGUGCAAGGAUCGUAAAUGUGCUAUAAAAACGUCGUCCUGCGACACAAUUGGCACUUGUAUUGGAGGAUGUCAAGCUGGUUGGAUGAACACGGAUUGUACUGAAGCAUGUGAACUUAACGUCAAAUAUGGGCCUAACUGUAACAAGAUGUGCAACGAUCGUAAAUGCGCUACAAAAACGUCAUCCUGCGACACGAUUGGCACUUGUAUUGGUGGAUGUCAAGCUGGUUGGAAGAACACAGACUGUACUGAAGCAUGUGAACUUAACGUCAAAUAUGGGCCUAACUGUAACAAGAUGUGCAACGAUCGUAAAUGCGCUACAAAAACGUCAUCCUGCGACAUGAUUGGCACUUGUAUUGGUGGAUGUCAAGCUGGUUGGAAGAACACAGACUGUACUGAAGAUGUGAUCGAGUGUCAAGAAUCGAAUCCAUGUGAUAAGCAGGCCAUUUGCACGAACACGAUUGGAUCAUAUACUUGUGCUUGUCGAACUGGAUAUUCUGAAAACGGACACACAUGUACAGAUGUGAACGAAUGCUUAGGACAGAAUUCAUGUCACACCGAUGCCGACUGCAACAACACAGAUGGAUCAUAUGCAUGCACCUGCCGAAAUGGAUAUUAUGGAAACGGACAAUGGUGUGCAGACAAGAACGAAUGUCAGAAUGGAGAGAGUACAUGUCACACUGACGCUGUCUGCAAGAAUACACCUGGAUCAUACACGUGCACCUGUCAAGAUGGAUAUACUGGAGAUGGACAUUCAUGCAUAGCCUGUCAGCAGAACAUGUAUGGUCCUAACUGUAUAAAAGUGUGCUCAAAACGUAAAUGUAAGUUGAGUAAUUCCUCCUGUGAUGCCAAGGCAGGUGCUUGUGAUGACGGAUGUCAAAAUGGGUGGACUGGAUCAGACUGUACAAAAGACAUAACUGAGUGUCAUGGAUCGAAUCUGUGUGGUACUCAUGCACUUUGCAACAACACCGAGGGGUCAUAUAUAUGCACAUGCCAAGAUGGAUAUUCUGGCGAUGGACGAAAGUGUAACGAUAUAGACGAGUGUGUCGAACAGAAACCCUGUGGCAUGGACGCUGAUUGCAACAACACAGUGGGAUCAUAUACCUGCGCGUGUCGAGAUGGCUAUUCUGGAGACGGCAUAAACUGUGCAGAUGUGGAUGAGUGUAGUGGUCAGAACCUGUGUGAUAAGAAUGCCAGUUGUACAAAUAUAGAUGGAUCGUAUACAUGUGAAUGUCGAAAUGGAUAUUCGGGAGAUGGACAGAAAUGUGAAGCAUGUCAAGUCAAUGUUACAUAUGGUCGUAACUGCAGCAAAUUAUGCGACAAUCGUAAAUGUGCUUCUACAGUUUCACCAUGCAAUCCACAGAAUGGUGCCUGCUAUGGCGGAUGUAAAGUAGGAUGGAAUGGAUCAGAUUGCACACUUGACGUGAACGAGUGUAUUGAGCAGAAACCUUGUGAUAUGAAUGCUAACUGCGGCAAUAUAGAGGGAUCAUAUACAUGCGCUUGCCAAAAUGGCUAUUCUGGAGAUGGAAAUAAUUGUGCAGGUAGCUACAACAUGUUCUCCAGUUCCUGUUAA